AAGGGCCCUUGGAGAUGCUUAUAAUCGAGUUCGAAUCUGUUUUUGGACCUUACUGGUCCAGUUUGAGAGUGUUGUUGGACCUCGCUGGACCAGCUACUUUUCUCGGAACGACGUCGGAUUUAUCAUCUUCUUCUUGCUACAUGGAGAUUAUAGAUUUUUAUGUUAGAAUUUGCAUUUAAACUCUGUUAAAGAGAAGAGUAAAUCAGAGAGAGAUAGAAGGAAAGAUGGGUAGAAAAGCAGUUGCAACGAUAGUGAGCUUGUGGGUAAUUCCAAUUUCAAUCCUUGUCAAUCAAAUUGUAUCUGAUCCUUACAUGGAUGAGAUAUUUCACAUACCUCAAGCUCAAAAGUACUGCAAGGGCAAUUUUUUUAGUUGGGAUCCCAUGAUUACUACUCCACCUGGAUUGUACUUUGUUUCACUUGCCCACGUUGCUUGUUUGUUUCCAGGCAUGUUUCUUGUGCAAUUUGUGUCAUUAUUUUCUGAAGCAUGCUCCACUGCAAUUCUCCGCUCUACAAAUGGUGUCUUAGCGGUAUUGUGCAGCAUUGUUGUAUAUGAGAUAAUCACCCACUUGAGGCCGACUCUUGAUGAAAGAAAAGCAUCAUUUCUUGCUGUGAUCUUAGCUCUGUACCCACUCCAUUGGUUUUUCACUUUUCUGUACUAUACCGAUGUUGCAUCACUCACUGCAGUGCUUGCUAUGUACCUUGCAUGCUUGAAGAAGAAAUACCACUUCAGUGCACUGCUUGGAGCCUUUGCAGUUUUUAUUCGGCAAACGAAUGUUAUAUGGAUGGUUUUUGUCGCAUGCAGCGGCAUCAUAGAUUUUACUCUAAACAAUCAAACAAAAAAUUUGAAAGUGGAUGUGUUAAUUGAAUCAGGAAAAGAAAUUGGUGAUUUAAUUCCCUACAAUUCAGUCACAACAGGCUCAAACAUGAGAAGACGAAAGCCUAGUAGGGCUGUGGAUCCCAGCAAAUAUUUGAAAACCACUAUGAAUAGCUCUUCAAGAACUGAUUCUACAGGUCUUCUUGAUGAGAUACAGGAAAUCUGUUUGAUAUCAUGUCGUAUGAAGUGGAGAUUUUUCUUAUCCUUUAGCCCCUUCUUUAUUGUAUUGGUGGCCUUUGCUGCUUUUGUCAAAUGGAAUGGGAGUGUAGUACUAGGUGCAAAAGAAGCUCAUGCAGUUUCACUGCAUUUUGCACAGGUUAUGUAUUUUAGUCUUAUUUCUACUAUGGCAGCAGCUCCUCUGCAUUUCUCAUUAAGUCGUGGGGCAGAUAUGUUCCAGUCAUUCUGGAAAAGCAGGGUCCUUAGUUUCUGUCAGUGGGUAGUGGCUCUUUCUGCUGGCUUCAUCUCAGCACAUUUUUUCAGCAUAGCUCACCCCUAUCUACUUGCUGACAAUCGGCAUUACCCAUUCUAUCUUUGGAGGAAGGUCAUCAAAGCUCAUUGGUUAAUGAAGUACCUGUUGGUUCCAUUUUAUAUUUAUUCAUGGUUUUCAAUCCUUAGCAUAUUGGGGAAAAGUCGACAAAAAAUGUGGGUGUUGGCAUUUUUCCUGGCUACAGCUGCAGUUUUAGUUCCUGCUCCACUAGUUGAGUUCAGAUACUAUACCAUACCAUUCUAUUUCUUGAUGCUUCAUUCCAAUAUCAGUGAUAAUCAAAGUUUGAUCCUUAUGGGACUGACGUAUUUUGUAAUCAAUUCCUUCACCAUGAUGAUGUUCUUAUUUCGACCAUUCUAUUGGAGCCAUGAAACUGGGGUCCAAAGGUUUAUUUGGUAGAUACUAGAUAGGCUCCUUGGAGAUAUGUCAUGAAAUCUUGGCACACAACUCAGAAGCCAUUAACCAAGUUAUUAACCUUUUUGCAUUAGCAGUAGGCCUUGUGCUUUUUCAGUAAUGUAUUUUAGCUUUGAAUCAAAUGGAACAAAAUUAUUUGUAGUUCAUCAGCAUGGGAUUUGAUCCUUGAUUAGGGACCGAACUCCUUGCUUUCUUGGAACUUGUUUUCAAUGAGAAAAGAGGCGAACAUUCAUUAA
This is a messenger RNA of Ricinus communis (castor bean), 2008 nucleotides long. RefSeq names its product dol-P-Glc:Glc(2)Man(9)GlcNAc(2)-PP-Dol alpha-1,2-glucosyltransferase. The record is from RefSeq and is a predicted model, not a curated record. The transcript is spliced from 9 exons. Gene Ontology annotation, cellular component: endoplasmic reticulum. Gene Ontology annotation, biological process: dolichol-linked oligosaccharide biosynthetic process; protein N-linked glycosylation. Lineage: Eukaryota; Viridiplantae; Streptophyta; Magnoliopsida; Malpighiales; Euphorbiaceae. The coding region runs from base 225 to 1757 and encodes 510 amino acids. Gene Ontology annotation, molecular function: dolichyl pyrophosphate Glc2Man9GlcNAc2 alpha-1,2-glucosyltransferase activity.